Molecule: messenger RNA, 4448 nt
Organism: Esox lucius (northern pike)
Lineage: Eukaryota; Metazoa; Chordata; Actinopteri; Esociformes; Esocidae
Gene: cntn4
Product: contactin 4
Exons: 24
Coding region: 773-3859 (1028 amino acids)
Biological process (GO): brain development; cell-cell adhesion
Molecular function (GO): cell-cell adhesion mediator activity
Source: RefSeq, a predicted model, not a curated record
AUAAGCCCGAACAAAUUAAUUAAUUUGGCAAUUUUCAUGCUUUUGUUCGUCGUCUCUGGAGACAAGAUUUUAGUAGACACUUGCUCUUUCUUUGAUCUUACCUACUGUACUAUCAUAGUGCUGUCGAUAUAGCUAGAUUACUGUUGCUUUAAUGCCAGUGAACUUUAUACGUUCAUGUACCAGCUAUUUCACUCAAGACAGGUCCGAAGAAUGUGGGAGCUGUAGUUGUCCCUCUCAUGCCAGCGCACGCCACUGUUGGAUAAGACUACCCAGAAGGGUCUGUUCUGCUUGGCUGCUCGUGAAGUGAGUGCCUCGCCGAGAGUCAGCUCGUGUGGCUGCUCUGCUCCGGGUAGGGGAGGGAAACUGAUGCAUCACAGUAAGUAGGCUACGUCUUUAGUUAACAGUCGCGGGGAGAUCGGUGUUAAGCAAACUGCAAACUAUGAUAAUAGUAAAAUAAUGCGAUAGACCACUAUUUGAAUGUAUUUGGUCCGGGAUAGCUUAUUAACUUGCACUCUCGAGUGAGGGACGGAUAUUCAGGGACGGAUAGCCUAUUCAUAGAGCAUUCUCAGCCGCUGUCAGCAUCGCCACGAUUCAACAGUGAUGUCUGUGUACAGAAUUGUGUUAGGACUAUCGAAACACGGAUUAUUUAAAUGAAAUAGCCUCCAAAUUGCAGGGAUAAUUACGUUUACGCGCGAAGAACCAGAAAGGUACCAAAAGGAUUCCAUACAUUUGUGAUUGGAUGUGAGUCUACUUUGACCCCACAAAACUGAAGAUGACGUUGCUAUGGAAACUGCUGGUGCUGCAGUCACUCAUUGAGUGCCUCGCAGAGAGCCUGCUGCAGAGCCUGGCGUUCACCAAGCAGCCCGGCAGCAUCGUUUUCCCUGUGGAUUCCCAGGAGAGCAACAGGGAGGUGAUGUUCAGCUGCGAGGCCCAGGGAAGUCCGCCUCCUCUUUACCGGUGGAAACUGAAUGGCACUGCAAUCACUCCAAAAUCAGGCUCCCACUACAGCCUGUCUGGAGGCAACCUUAGGAUCAGCCAUUUGAACAAAGACCAGGACGCUGGAACAUAUCAGUGCCUCGCCUCCAACUCUUUUGGGACCAUUGUGAGCCGGGAGGCCAGUCUAACCUUUGCAUACUUGGAAAACUUCAAGACCCACCGAAGGAGCUCUGUAUCAGUUCGCGAGGGACAGGGGGUGGUGCUGCUGUGUGGUCCUCCGUCUCACUCUGGGGAUCUGACGUUCACCUGGAUUUUUAAUGAGUACCCCUCCUUUGUGAAGCAAGACACACGUCGCUUCAUCUCCCAGGAGACAGGUAAUCUGUACAUCGCUAAGGUGGAGCCUUCGGAUGUAGGCAACUACACCUGUGUGGUGACCAACACUGUCACCAAGACCAGGGUCCAAGGACCGCCUGCUCCUCUGGUGCUUCGCAGCGAUGGUAUAAUGGGCGAAUACGAGCCAAAAAUCGAAGUUCAGUUUCCAGAGAUUGUCCAUGUGGCCAAAGGAUCAACAGUGAAACUGGAAUGCUUUGCAUUAGGAAACCCUGUCCCCUCAAUAAACUGGAGGAGAGGGGACGGAAUCCCCUUUUCAAGGAAAGUGGAUGUGAGGAAAGCCAGCGGCGUCCUGGAAAUCCCAUAUUUCCAGCAGGAAGACGCGGGCACAUACGAAUGUGUGGCAGAGAACUCCAGAGGGAAGAACACUGUGAAAGGAAAGCUGUCUUUCUAUGCUCCUCCGCACCUGAUCGAGAAACCCCAGGGUGUGCAGAAAGCCAUUGACGACUCUCUGGUGUGGGAAUGCAAAGCCACCGGGAAGCCUAAACCCUCCUAUAGGUGGAUGAAGAAUGGAGAGAACCUGGAGCCCCUUGAGGAGCGCGUACAGGUCGCCAACGGGGCACUGUCAAUCAGCCGGCUGACGCUGUCCGAUAUCGGGAUGUACCAGUGUGUGGCGGGGAACAAACACGGGGAGGUCUACUCCAACGCCGAGCUCAGAGUCAUAGCUGUUGCCCCAGAUUUCUCCCAGAACCAGUUGAGGAGCCACAGCAUGGUGAAGGAAGGGGGAGAUGUGCUGAUAGAGUGCCAGCCCAAGAUGUCCCCCUGGGGGGUGAUCUCCUGGAGGAAGGGCAGCGAGGCUCUGCGAGAGAGCAACAGAGUUUCAAUUCUGGACAACGGAAACCUCCGGAUACAAAAUGCAACCAAAGCAGAUGCAGGCCUUUACACGUGUGUGGCAAGAAACCAAUUCGGAGUGGCGAGCAGCUCCGGUACUGUCAUGGUUAAAGAGCCCACCGUUAUAACCACGCCACCCUCCACCUUGGACGUGACCGUCGGAGAGAGCAUCGUGCUGCCGUGUCAGGUGAACCACGACCCGUCUCUGGAGCUCAAGUUCACUUGGUUCUUCAACGAGCAGCUGAUCCACUUUGGCAACCACGGCGGAUACUUUGAGAAAGUGGGCGGCCAGCAUUCAGCAGGUGACAUCAUGAUUCGCAACAUCCAGCUGAGACACGCUGGGAAAUACACCUGUGCAGUGCAGACCAAAGUGGACAGCAUCUCCAUCGCAGCAGACCUGGUGGUCCGAGGUCCCCCCGGCCCGCCCACGAGCAUCCAUGUAGAAGAAAUCAGUGACACCACAGCCUCUCUCUCCUGGAGGCCCGGGCCUGAUAAUCACAGUCCAAUUACCACAUACACCAUCCAGGCCAGGACUCCCUUCUCCCUGGGCUGGCAGGCUGUCACCACAGUUCCUGAAGUGGUGGGGGGCCGCCGUCUGACAGCUACAGUAAUAGACCUGAGCCCCUGGGUGGAGUACGAGUUCAGAGUCCUGGCAAGCAACGCCGUCGGGACCGGGGAGCCCAGCAGGCCGUCCAAACAAGCAAGGACGAAGGAGACAUCUCCGAAAGUCACACCGGCUAAUGUGAGCGGAGGUGGAGGCAGUCGCUCAGAAUUAGUCAUCACUUGGGAGCCGGUUCCGGAGGAGCUGCAGAACGGACCUGGGUUCGGCUACGUGGUGGCCUUCAGACCAUACGGCGCCACUGGCUGGAUGCAGGCCGCCGUGCCGUUACCGGAAGCCUCCCGUUACGUUUUCAAGAAUGAGAGCAUCCAGCCCUUCUCCCAGUUCCAGGCCAAGGUCGGGGUGUACAACAACGAAGGCGAGGGCCCCUUCGGGGAAGUCGUCACGGUCUAUUCCGCUGAGGAAGAGCCUGGCAGAGCGCCCACCAGGACCCGAGCCAGGAGCCUGUCAGCAUACGAUAUCGAGGUUUCGUGGAAAGCCUUGCCUUGGAACACCAGCCGGAGAAGGGUCUUAGGCUAUGAGCUGAGGUACUGGGAGAAGACGGCGCCAGAGGAAGCAGCCAGCGUGCAGAGGACGGUGGGCAACCAGACGUCAGCCAUAAUCCGCGGGGUGAAAGGCAGCAGCACGUACUACGUGUCGGUGAGAGCGUACAACACGGCCGGGGUCGGGCCUCCCAGUGCCACCGUCAACGUCACCACCAAGAAACCACCGCCCAGUCAGCCGCCGGUGAAGGUGAUGUGGAACACGUCGGACUCCAAGAUCAUCCUGAACUGGGAGCAGGUCAAAGCCCUGGAGAACGAGUCCGAGGUCACCGGCUACAGAGUGCUCUACAAAUGUAACAGACACAGCCGCCCUACUGUCAUGGAAACGAACACAACGUCGGUAGAACUGUCCCUACCCAUGGAUGAGGAAUACUUCAUCCAGAUCAAACCAUUUGGGGAGGGGGGAGAAGGAAGCAGCAGCAGGCAGAUUACCAUCCCCAGAAUAGCAGGUCCCAACGCAAUUGGCUCGGCAACCAAGGUCUCGACUUUAUCAGCCCUCAGUACAAUAGCACUUUCUUUCACAGCGCGGACAUCGUUAUGACAAACCGCUCCCAGCGAACAUUGCAUCUGAUGUGGAGCCAACUAAACGACGAAACACAAACACCAACCGCCCAGUCUGGUGUAACUAGAUCCAUUCAUUUAGAUUUUAGAGGCAGGAGGACGAGCCACGUCGGAAAACAGUCACAGAUGAGGAGGGAAUGGGCUUCGCUCCAGCGCCCGGCCCGCCCGCCCGCCAGAACAGGAAAUCGACCGAUGUCUUGACUCUGUUGUUACCAAAGCAGCUUUCAUAAAAAAAGAACAAAUGUCUUAUAUGCAUCUUUUGUCUAGCUUUUAUAGAUUUAUUUUUAAACCAAUGGGCUUUUCAUAAAAGGCAAGGUUGAGGGGAAUUCAGUGCAUGGCGCAAAUCUACAUACAGAUCUGACUGUUUUGUUUGAUUUAAAACUGCUCAAGUUUGUUGGAUAGGAUGUUUCCGUUGUCUGAAGUUAAUAGCAUUUCCUGGUUAAAAAUAAACCUGUAACUGUGGUCUCAUGUCAAACAAAUGCUGUUCAGUCAUCUUAUAAGCAUAUUCAUUACUCCCACCAACUGGACUGAUAUGAUGUGUACGUAUAUUUCUUCAUAAUUAGUUUUCU